AUGGCUUGCGUGAAGAAGGGACUUUCCCGCCAGGAUGCUCAUGAGGAAAUUCGCGUUCUCUCUCACCAAGCGGCAGACAGCGUCAAGAAACAGGGUAAAAGCAAUGACCUGAUUGAGCGGAUCCGUCGCACUGCUUUCUUCGCGCCAAUCCUGGGCGAGCUCGACGCUCUUCUUGAUCCCAGCACCUUUGUCGGCCGUGCUCCUCAGCAGGUUGAAAAGUUUACCUCCACUGAAGUCAAGAAUGCUCUCAAGCCAUACGAGAAGCACCUUCUCACUGCCGUGGCCGCUGAUCUCCACGUCUAA
Molecule: messenger RNA, 303 nt
Organism: Monascus purpureus
Lineage: Eukaryota; Fungi; Ascomycota; Eurotiomycetes; Eurotiales; Aspergillaceae
Source: the annotation of a GenBank genome assembly